Messenger RNA from Prosopis cineraria, 246 nucleotides. RefSeq lists its product as uncharacterized. The transcript is spliced from 3 exons. Lineage: Eukaryota; Viridiplantae; Streptophyta; Magnoliopsida; Fabales; Fabaceae. Bases 1 to 246 code for a protein of 81 amino acids. The record is from RefSeq and is a predicted model, not a curated record.
AUGGGACACGAGACGAGGGUGUCCCGGUCCCGUCCCGUGAACACUCCUAGUUAUAAUUCACUUCUGCUCAGGCUCAGGCUUCUCCAAGAAAGUCCUCUUCAACCAACCCCACGGCUGCCAACCAGAGAGAGUAAAUUAGGAGUUAUACACUACCUGAAUCAGAUACAGAGCUCCGGAGGCGGCAGCGACGCCCCACAUGGCAGCGGCCUUGACGUCAGUGGGUUGGAUACGAAGCUUGGAAGCUAA